Diaporthe amygdali is the source of this 357-nucleotide messenger RNA. RefSeq lists its product as uncharacterized. The coding region runs from base 1 to 357 and encodes 118 amino acids. Lineage: Eukaryota; Fungi; Ascomycota; Sordariomycetes; Diaporthales; Diaporthaceae. Gene Ontology annotation, biological process: protein folding in endoplasmic reticulum; autophagosome assembly. Gene Ontology annotation, cellular component: membrane; endoplasmic reticulum; EMC complex. The record is from RefSeq and is a predicted model, not a curated record. The transcript is spliced from 2 exons.
AUGCCGUCGGAAAAGGAGCUGCAAAUCUCCCCCAUUGUGCAGGAGUCUGUUAUGCACAACACCAAGGCCCUCGCCAACCUCCAAUCCUUGACAGCCUCCCUCUUCGGUGUCGCAGCCGGCAUCCUCGGUCUCGAGUCUUAUGGCGGCUUCCUGUUCUACAUCGGCUUCACCCUCCUGACAGCCCUGCUCUUCUACGCCAUCCGCGUCGCCCCGGCCUCCUUGUCUGCAGGGAAGCCUGCCUUUGAUACGAGCCGUUACUUUCGCGGACAGCUGGAAUUAUGGACUAGUGGGCUAUCUGGAGGACUGGCUGGGUUUGUUCUGACGUGGACACUGUUCUACGGGUUGGUGAGGGCUUAG